GCGACGAGCGUCGCGCAGACUCCUGCCAGACGGAGGACAAGCGUCGAGGAGAAUCCCCUGUGGCGCGGAGGAGCAGCACCGGAGGGGACUUCCGUGGUACGGAGUAGAAAGGCCGGAGGAACUGCUGUGGGACGGAGGAAAAACGCCGGAGAAGAUUCCUGUGGGAGGAGUGAGGAACUUCGCAACAAAAUCCCGUAAGACGGAAAGGAGCUCGGAGCGGACCGCUGCUGAACGGAGAAGGAACAUCGGAAAGGACUCAGGACGGCCAGCAGCUGGUGGUCUUCCGCCAGGCAGAGGCGGACCGACUUCUAACGGCCCCCGCUGACAGAGCGAGAGCGGCGCGGACGGGGGAGCGCCAACAGGAGCAGGCGUCGGGCCGACUGCACCUGUCGGCGCCGCCGCCGCUGGACAGUCAUGGAGUGUGACCUCGCCAGCAGUCUGUUCUGCUGCGAGGCAGGCGUGUUGCGGCCAGAGCCGGUCUGCAAGGCCAUUCGUGACCCGGCCCUGCUCAACGACAGGCGAGUUCUGGCCAACUUGCUCGACUCGGAGAGUCGCUACCUGCCGUCCUGUUCCUACUUCAAGUGCGUGCAGAACGAGGUGAAGCUGCCAAUGCGGAGGAUCCUGGCGUACUGGAUGGUGGAGGUAUGCGAGGAACAACGCUGCCAAGAUGACGUCUUCCCUCUAGCCAUGAACCUGUUGGACAGAUUCCUCAGUGUGACGAACGUAAAAAAGGGCCACUUGCAACUUCUGGGGGCAGUCUGUCUGUUUGUGAGCUCUAAGCUGAGGGAGACCCGACCAUUGACGGCGGAGCUGCUGACACAGUGCGCCGACAACAGCAUCACCGCCAUGGACGUCAUCGACUGGGAGCUGCUGGUGCUCCACCGGCUGCGAUGGGAGAUAAACGCUGUGACGUCACACGACUUCCUGGACCCGCUGCUCCAUCGGCUGUCUCUCGAGCGGUACCUGCCGCCCUCCAGGGUACCUGACGUGCGGAGACAGGCACAGACCUUCAUCGUCAUGUGCAGCACAGAGUUCAAGUUCAGCAUCCACACGCCGAGCAUGGUGGCGGCGGCCAGCCUGGCGGCGGCCGUGCAGGGCCUGCUGCCGGCUCGGCGGGAGGCCGCCAUGAGCGACAUCUUCAGUCAGCUGCACCGCAUCACCGCCGUCGAAACGGACCUGCUGCGGAGCUGCCUGGAUCAAAUUGAAGAGACGAUCCGCGAGUUCACAGAAGAGCAUGCCAACAACGCAGCAGGUUCAAGCGGGGCGACAUCUAGUGAUGAAAAUACGAAAUAUAGUAUGGCCGAGACACCGACAGACGUGACAGAGGUGCAUUUCUGACGACGUCCUCGGGCAUGGGACGGGUGCCUUUGUUUCGCUGUCCAUCAGUGGGUCCGAACAGACAACUGGCACGCAAUGGCAAUCAUAAGAACAACCUCAAAGCAAGAUGUCGAAUGUUAGUCUGCGAAGACGUAUCAACGUUGGUAACGGCCUCAUGGGACCUCUGUGAACUUCGCAUAGUCAACCGCUGUACCUUGUUGUGUGUAUUGGAUGUGAUGCGCCGUAGCGAGUUGAACGAGAAGAAAAAAUGUUGGAGCAAGCUGAAAAUUUUGACACCAAGACCCAACUGCUUCCACACGGCUUCGAGCACAAACAGUUCAAACAAAUUCGAUAAUGACACGACCUUAGCUACAGCCUGUGACGUCGACCUCGUACACAACCGCGCCGUUAGGCGAACGGUAGCCCACUGCACGCGUCACGUUUGAUGGUCUAAUCAGGUCAGUUCAGGCCCACCGCCCCUCACUCGUUGUCCCUGUUUCGGUCAGUUGAACCCACUGCCCAGCAGCCGCCGUUGUGCUCGGAAAUAGCAAAACCUAGUGUGUGACCGGCUGGCCGUAAAUAACCCAGAGCGGCGAAGCGGGCCCCGGGAUGUAGUGUUGAUUUGACCCCUCUGGCCUGUCGCGCUGUCGGCAUUGAGACGCUGCCGCAGCGGCGUAUAGUGCCAGCGUGUGCUCACGCUGCCGCACCAUCUCCCGACAGACUGGUGCUGCCGAUUAAUGUGUGUGUCAUGCGCUACCAAUCCGGCGGGGUUGCAGAGGCUGGUGAGGAUAUUGGUCACCAAUGACCGGCGCCCAAUGUGCCGGUCACCGGCGGGUGGUGCUGCUGAUCACCAGCGACCGGUGCCCGAUAGUUCUGUCACUGUUGGGGAGUACUAAACGCGCCGAUCUCAGGUCUCGCGUUCCCACCGCGUGCCCGGCGCGUGCCCCCACCCGUACUGCGACGCGGCUGGCCACCGCUGACUGUCUGGCCGGCGAGUCGUGCCGCCGACGUCGCUGUUCGCUGACGACGCUAGUCUUGAGUGCGGCGAGAGCUGGUGAUGCUAUGGGUGUGGUGGUCUGGUCGGCCGGGGCAGCAGCACCAGGUCACCUCGUCUCGGGCAGGGGCGUCAGCUGACCACUGCCACUGUCGCCCGACGCGUGCCGGCGCCCCAACAAGCCAUAUUCCCGAAUAUCAGCUCAUGUGUCUCGCAUUCGAGAUCGAACUGCUGUCAUUCAGAAGCCCCAUGAUUGGGGCUUGGUUGGUUACGGGACUGCCGGCUACGAGCUGUGCUUCCCGGUAGUUCAUGACAGCGUUGUGCGCGUGUCUGUGUGUGCAUGUCGUAUUGCUUGUUGCGAAGCACAACUGUUUGUUUGAAUGCAACUUACGCUUAAUAUUGUACCUCAGAUGUCAUAAGAAUAAACCAUCACACUCCA
Messenger RNA from Pollicipes pollicipes, 2750 nucleotides. Its product is annotated as G1/S-specific cyclin-D2. The transcript has 5 exons. Bases 415 to 1338 code for a protein of 307 amino acids. The record is from RefSeq and is a predicted model, not a curated record. NCBI's taxonomy places the organism in Eukaryota, Metazoa, Arthropoda, Thecostraca, Pollicipedomorpha, Pollicipedidae.